Messenger RNA from Saprolegnia parasitica CBS 223.65, 1038 nucleotides. RefSeq lists its product as hypothetical. The coding region runs from base 8 to 994 and encodes 328 amino acids. Lineage: Eukaryota; Oomycota; Saprolegniomycetes; Saprolegniales; Saprolegniaceae. The transcript has 2 exons. The record is from RefSeq and is a predicted model, not a curated record.
CGCAAAUAUGGAGGAGCAUGGCAUCGCGCUGCCGUCCAAGCCGACCGCGAUGCUCUCGGUGCACACGCGGCGCUGGGAGUCGCCGGACCUCGCCGCCGCCGACGUCGACUUGGCCGCGCCGCUUUCCAGCGUCCUCGUCGUCUUCCUUAACGGCCUCGGCCUGCCCCAGGACUCGUGGUUCCCAGUGGCCGACGCAAUCCCUGCGCUCCUGGAGCAGCGUGCGCUGCCAGUGGCAUCUCAGGUACUGCUGAUGUCGUACGACCGAUACGGGCAAGGACGUUCGACGGACAAGGACCCAGCAGAUGCUGCGGCGCCGGACCCGAGCCACGGCCACGACGCCUUGGACGUCGUUGCCGACUUGAACGAGCUCUUGUAUGUCGUCGCGCAGCUCUUGGCCUUGCCUGGGGGCCAGCUGCCACCCCUUGUGUUUGUCGCCAACUCGAUCGGGUGCGCCGUCGCGCGCCUGUACGCGCAGGUGUACCCUCGGCGCGUGCACGCAUUAUUGCUGGCCGACUCGAUCAUUGCCAACUCGCAUUACGGCCUCAUCAUUCCCGACCCGGACAAGGAGUCGAUUCCAGACGAGAUGCACGUGACGCCAGAGAUGCUCCGACGCGCCCGCGCGGCCCUCAACGCGCGCUUCCACCCGGACGUGGGCAACGCCGAGGGCUUCUCGCGCAAGAACCUCAAGGAGCUCCUCCCACACGCGAACGCGCCCAAGCUGCUAGCGACGCCAAUUAUCGGGCCGUAUGUGACAGUGCUCGAGCACGACCCGGUGGUGGCGCCCGAGAUCGUCGAGCUCUUCACGCAUCCGUUCUGGCACGCGUACAACAAAGGCCUCGUCGAGAUCACCAACGCUGAGCGGCGGCGAGGACCAACUGUUGUGCCGGGCGCCGGCCACUUUAUUCAUGCGACGCACCCCUCGGUCGUGGCCACCGAGACGGUCGACCUCGUCGUUAAAGUGCUGCUCGCCACGUGCCCCACCUCCAUGCAAUGACCUCCAUGCAGCCUUCCGAAUAUUACAGUCAUUGUACAGAGCAC